AUGAAAGUUUUAGUGAUCUGCUUGGCAUUGGCUGUGGCUUGUAAGUUUUUUUUCUAACUUCUUCAUUUUCUACUGAUAUAUUGUGCUACAUAAGCUUCAGAUAGUAUUUUAUAGAAUGUAGCAUGUGAUGCUUAAAAUAUUGUUAAAAAUUAACUUUAGAACUUUACUUACUUUUGAUAAUUACGUAUGAUUUAAGUCGCCCAGGAUACUGCGCCAACCACGCCCACAACUCCAACUACCCCAACUACACCUACCACACCAACUACGCCUACUACACCCACUACUCCAACAACUCCAACUACACCGACCACGCCCACCACUCCAACUACUCCUACCACACCAACAACUCCAACAACACCCACUACACCAACUACCCCUACCACUCCAACUACCCCGACAACUCCAACCACACCCACCACUCCUACUACCCCAACCACCCCUACAACUCCUACUACACCAACUACACCCACCACUCCGACUACUCCAACCACCCCCACUACACCAACCACACCGACUACCCCUACCACUCCAACCACACCCACUACCCCUACUACACCAACGACUCCCACUACACCAACCACUCCAACUACCCCCACCACUCCUACCACCCCCACAACGCCAACAACACCUACAACACCAACCACUCCAACUACCCCUACUACUCCUACAACUCCAACUACCCCUACUACUCCUACUACACCUACCACCCCAACUACUCGUAAGUUAGCGAUCUUUUGUCCCAGAGAAGCCUUUCUUAAACCAAUCUGAUAUUUAAGCAACAUGAACAAACUCCAAACUGUAUGAAUCCUAUUUCGGGGCCGAUGAACAAUCAUUCCCCCAGCUACAAUCAUUCCCCCAAGCGCAAAAUCAUUCCCUACAAAGUUAAGUUGAACUUAACUUGUACUAGUCCAGAACGUUUGGCACAGGUCAGGGUUGACAAGGACCUAAGUGUUGGAGCUGGUGAGACCAUCGCGCGACUAGGGGCUGGAGAGAGAACCGGCAGACAACCUCGGAACUCGGCUCGAAUGACGAUUUCUGGGGAAAUCGGUUGCUUUUAUAGGGAUUUUUUGCAUAAACUUUGAAAGUGUAAACCAAGUUUUGAAUAAUGAAUACACUUUCAAAGUGCAAUGGGAAAGUGAAUAAGGGUUUUCUAAGUGUGGGGCAUGAUAGUAAAACAGUUGGGGCAUGAUAGUAAAACAAGUGGGGCAUGAUAGUAAUACAGGUGGGGCAUGAUAGUAAUACAGGUGGGGCAUGAUAGUAAAACAAGUGGGGCAUGACAGUAAAACAAGUGGGGCAUGAUAGUAAUACAGGUGGGGCAUGAUAGUAAUACCGAGUGGGACACAACGGUUGUUUUUUUUUACUUUUGGCAAUUUCAUAAGUGAUUUCUUCGUAAGUUCGCGGUCCGACCAUAACUCAGCAAACAAAAUGAAAGAAUGAAAAAUUAAAAAAAAAACCUUAAAAUUUGAAUAAGUGGGGAAUGAUUGUAGCUCAUUUCCAUGGGGAAUUAUUAUUCACCUGCUGGGGAGUUAUUCUUCAUGAGAACCCCUAUGGGGCCUUUUCUUAUCUAAGACCUAUCCUUUCUUAUCUAAGACCUAUCCUUUGACAGCUAGCUCCUUCUAAUCUGGGCCGGACCAAGGCAAAUUUGAAAAGGGCUGGGCCAAAAAAAUUAAUAAAAGCCUGCCCCCUUACCAGUAUGUCUUCUAAUUAAAAAAAUAACCUCUCCCGGUUAUCACCAAAGCCGGUUUGCCCUUUAAUUAUCCACUGAACGCAAACUCCCUAGAAACUUAACAAGAACACUUUUCAGCAUCCUGCACGGACGAAGCCCUGAACUGCGCUGAAUUCGUAAGCAAAUGCGCUACCGCUCAAAUGCAACAAUACUGUAAGAACACUUGUGGACUUUGCUCUUCCACGCCAGCACCAUGCGACGAUGGCGCCACCAACUGUGCUCAAUUCAUCAGUCAGUGCAAGACCAGCUCAACAGUCGCUUCCGUGUGCAAGAACACUUGUGGAACCUGCUAA
This is a messenger RNA of Bursaphelenchus okinawaensis, 2019 nucleotides long. NCBI's taxonomy places the organism in Eukaryota, Metazoa, Nematoda, Chromadorea, Rhabditida, Aphelenchoididae. The record is from the annotation of a GenBank genome assembly.